Messenger RNA from Arvicola amphibius (Eurasian water vole), 1302 nucleotides. RefSeq names its product pyroglutamylated RF-amide peptide receptor. Gene Ontology annotation, molecular function: peptide binding; neuropeptide Y receptor activity. NCBI's taxonomy places the organism in Eukaryota, Metazoa, Chordata, Mammalia, Rodentia, Cricetidae. The transcript has 6 exons. Bases 1 to 1302 code for a protein of 433 amino acids. The record is from RefSeq and is a predicted model, not a curated record. Gene Ontology annotation, cellular component: membrane. Gene Ontology annotation, biological process: G protein-coupled receptor signaling pathway.
AUGCAGGCGCUCAACAUCACCGCGGAGCAAUUCUCCAGGCUGCUGAGUGCGCACAAUCUGACUCGGGAGCAGUUCAUUCAUCUCUAUGGGCUGCGGCCGCUGGUUUACACUCCCGAGCUACCAGCGCGCGCUAAACUGGCUUUUGUGCUGGCUGGAGCACUCAUUUUUGCCCUGGCGCUCUUUGGCAACUCUCUGGUGGUCUACGUGGUGAUCCGCAGCAAGGCCAUGCGCUCAGUCACCAACAUCUUCAUCUGCUCUCUGGCACUCAGUGAUCUGCUUAUCGCCUUUUUCUGCAUCCCGGUCACAAUGCUCCAGAACAUCUCCGACAAGUGGCUGGGUGGUGCCUUCAUCUGCAAGAUGGUGCCCUUUGUCCAGUCCACUGCUGUUGUGACAGAAAUCCUCACUAUGACCUGCAUUGCUGUUGAGAGGCAUCAAGGACUUGUCCAUCCUUUUAAAAUGAAGUGGCAGUACACCAACCACAGGGCUUUCACAAUCUUGAGUGUGGUCUGGUUGGUGGCCAUCAUCGUAGGAUCACCCAUGUGGCACGUGCAACGCCUCGAGAUUAAGUAUGACUUCCUAUAUGAAAAAGAACAUGUCUGCUGCUUGGAGGAAUGGGCCAGCCCCGUGCACCAGAGAAUCUACACCACCUUCAUUUUUGGCAUCCUCUUCCUCCUGCCUCUGGUGCUGAUGCUUGCCCUCUACAGCAGGAUCGGCUACGAACUCUGGAUCAAGAAACGAGUGGGAGACAGUUCGGUGCUUCAGUCCUCUCAUGGGAAAGAAAUGUCCAAAAUAGCCAGGAAGAAGAAGCGGGCUGUCGUCAUGAUGGUGACAGUGGUGGCUCUCUUUGCUGUGUGCUGGGCUCCUUUCCAUGUUGUUCACAUGAUGGUUGAAUACAGCAAUUUUGAAAAAGAAUAUGAUGAUGUCACGAUCAAGAUCGUUUUUGCUGUCGUACAAAUAAUUGGAUUUUUCAACUCUAUCUGUAAUCCCAUCGUGUAUGCCUUUAUGAAUGAAAACUUCAAAAAGAAUUUUUUGUCUGCAGUUUGUUAUUGCAUGAUAAAAGAAUGCUUCUCUCCAGCCCAGAAGCACCAAAAUUCAGUAAUUUCUAUGACGCAGAAGAGAGCAAAGUUCUCACGACGACAGUGUCCAGCAGAGGAAACCAAGGGAGAUGCUUUCAUUGAUGCCAACAUCGAAGUCAAAUUGUGUGAACAGCCAGGGGAGAAAAGGAAGCUCAAGCGACAGCUUGCUUUCUGUACUUCUGAACUUUCUGAAAAUUCAACUUUAGGCAGUGGACAAGAAUUGUAA